Cajanus cajan (pigeon pea) is the source of this 3020-nucleotide messenger RNA. Lineage: Eukaryota; Viridiplantae; Streptophyta; Magnoliopsida; Fabales; Fabaceae. The record is from RefSeq and is a predicted model, not a curated record.
UUUGCAUACACACACUUGCAGAGAAAGCAGGGAAAGGGAACCAACCUCACUGUUCUCCUUCAUUAACUUCUGGAUUGAUUUCAGCCCGAGAAUACACUUAGUAUAGUAUUGAUAGCAAAAAAAAGGACCCAUCAUAACCUCAACAAGAGAUAAUCUUCGGUGAAGCCAUGGCUGUGCACAAAAAUCUAAAGCUCCAUAAACUAUAUUUUGUGAUCCUAAUAGCAGCAGCAAAAGCAUCAUCUCAACCCACUUCAAAUUGCCCCCAAAGCUGUGGAAAUCUCAACAUUCCCUACCCUUUUGGGACACGUGAGGGUUGUUACUUGAACCACACUUUCCUCAUCACAUGCAACCAUAGCAACUCCACCACACCCACCCCUUUAUUGGGAAGUGACAACAUAGUGGUGCUCAACAUAUCACUAAAUGAAGGAGAAAUUCUAGUUUCAAGCCCCGUAAUCCAUGAUUGCUAUGGCAAUUAUUCUAAGGAGGAAAAUGGUUUCAAUUUGACCCAUUUUUCAAUCUCACCUAGUAAGAACAAAUUCACCACACUUGGGUGUGAAACGGUGGGAAUAUUCAUGGGUUAUGAUAGCAACAAGAAACAUGUUACAACCACGGGAUGUGUAUCCACAUGUGGCACACUAGAUGACAUCACAAGUAAUAUUGGAUCAUGUGGUGGCAUUGGUUGUUGCCAAAUUAGUGUUCCCAAUGGAUUAUAUGGUUUUGCAAUGCAAAGUUGGAGUAUGGAUAACCACUCCACGGUACGUGAAUUCAAUCCAUGCAACUAUGCGUUCAUAGUUGAGGAAGGGUAUUACAAAUUUGAGACAACAAAUCUUAAGAAUCUCGAGAAUAAGAGGUUGCCCAUGGUGCUUGAUUGGGCUGUGGAAAAUCACACGUGCCAAGAGGCACAAGAUCUUAGUAGCUAUGCAUGCAAGGGCAAGAACAGUGUUUGCCUCGAUUCAUCAAUUGGUUAUCGUUGCAAAUGUCGUCAUGGUUUCGAGGGAAACCCUUACAUUCGUGAUGGCUGCCAAGAUAUCGAUGAAUGUGCUACGAACACUAAUCCAUGCAUCAUCAGAAAAAGAUGCCAAAACCUUGAUGGCAGUUUCAAGUGCUCAUGUCCAAAGGGACACGAAGGAGAUGGAUUGACAAAUGGCGAAGGCUGCCGACCCAAAAAUGACAAACCCAUAGGGAAUCUAAUACUUAUAAUUGGACUGAGUUUGAGCUUAAGUCUAUUGGCAGUGGUUGUGGGAUGCCUAAACAUAUACCCCCAAAUCCGUGAAAGAAAGCUCAUCAAAAUGAGAGAAAACUAUUUUCAAAAAAAUGGUGGUAUGUUACUGCAAGAACAGAUUGAUUCACACCAUGGCUCAACUGAAAGAGCCACAAUCUUCACUGUUGAGGAGCUCAAGAAAGCCACCAACAACUAUGAUGAGGAUAGAAUCAUAGGCAAAGGAGGCCAUGGAACAGUGUACAAAGGUACAUUAUCAAAUGGCAGGGUUGUUGCCAUCAAGAAGUCCAUGGUUUCUAACCAAAGUGAGAUUGAGCAAUUCAUCAACGAAGUGGUUGUGCUUACCCAAAUCAACCACAGGAAUGUUGUCAGACUACUAGGUUGUUGUUUAGAGACAGAAUUUCCCUUACUUGUUUAUGAGUUCAUCACUAAUGGUACCCUUUGUGAGCAUCUACAUUUUGAGGGUCAAGCAUGUAACAGUAAUAAUCACAAACUUUCAUGGACAACACGUUUGAGAAUUGCAGCAGAGACAGCAGAAGCUCUUGCAUACUUGCAUUCAGCUGCUUCUACACCAAUCAUACAUAGAGAUGUUAAAACUGCAAAUAUUCUUCUUGAUGAGAAUCUCACAGCCAAGGUUUCUGACUUUGGGGCUUCAAAGUUUGUUCCUCUUGAUAAAACUCAGUUAACCACUUUGGUGCAAGGAACAUUGGGUUACCUUGACCCGGAGUACUUCCAAACAAGUCAACUAACUGAUAAGAGUGAUGUGUAUAGCUUUGGUGUUGUCCUUGCAGAACUAUUGACAAGUAAGAAGGCACUUUCAUUUAUUAGGCCUGAGAUCUAUAGAAACUUGUCUAUGUAUUUUGUUUCUACAAUGAAUGAGGGUCGCUUGGAUCAAAUAUUGGACAAUGAAAUUGUGAGUGAUGCAAGUGUUGGGUAUAUAAUAGAAGUGGCUAAUCUUGCCAAGAGGUGUCUUAGGCUAAAGGGAGAAGAAAGACCAAGCAUGAAAGAAGUGGCAAUGGAGUUGGAGGGAAUAAGGGUCAUGGAAAAGCAUUCUUUAGGAGGAACAAAUGAUGUUAUAUCUGAAGAAGAGAGAGAGUACUUUCUCAAACCACGUUCGCCCAUUAACAUUGUUGAUCAUGGUGACGGUACUAGUGGUAGCAGCACAAUUUCUAGGUUCUAUAAUUUACAUAACCAGAUUUUGGAACCACUAGAGGAUGGACGAUAGAAUGAGCACGUGGAUCAUGCUGCAUGAAAUUCUUCAGGUCACCACAGCUUAUCAAGUUCUGGCUGCAACUCGUACUCUACUGAGAGGGCCUUGGGAAGAGGCUGUGGAUGAUAAGCAGCAGGCACAGCUUUCUUCAACUUGCUGAGGAAUGGAUUCUACUACCCUCGAGCAACGCUAAUUUAUAAGUCAUAUUGUCACAACACCUACUUUCUCGACAACAACAAAAGGGUCUGUAAAAACAAGGACUAAACUUCUCAUUCCUGCAUCGGGUUAAGGAGUGUCAUCUGUAGGAUGUGGUCUUCAACUAGACCUAAUCCCCAAUCUCCAGCUGAACAUCUCUUCUGUGUUUGUCAUCUUGGUACUUCAUUUUCUGUAGAGCCAGCACUAAAUUCUGACAGAGCUGAUACAGUAUCUGUAUACUCAAACUGUUUAUUGAUAUCUUCCACUGAUGAAGGAAUACUGGGUAUCAGAAUUAUAGGUGGUGGAUACUAUUGUGCACCGGGGGUUACCACACAUAUACACAUCUCCAUGUUGGUGAGAUAUUGUCCGCUUUGGGCCUAAGCCCUCAUGGUUUUG